Molecule: messenger RNA, 2102 nt
Organism: Durio zibethinus
Lineage: Eukaryota; Viridiplantae; Streptophyta; Magnoliopsida; Malvales; Malvaceae
Source: RefSeq, a predicted model, not a curated record
CGUACAUUGAUUAACGGCGAAGGGACUAUGGAGAAGUUUAAUUUCGUAAAAUGUGAUAUUGAAAAGCGUUUCUCACAUGAAAUGCAAAAAAUUGUAAAAACAGGUGAUGGCACGUGCCGGCUCUGCCUGCCACAGUAAAGCUAAAAGGCCCGGAAUCUAGAUCCGACGACCAUAUCUUCCCGUCAAGACCGGGACCUCUAUAAUUUAAUCCAACGGCUAGUAAUCCACCAAUAAUCCCAGCCAUCACAUCUUCAUCCAACGGCUUAAAUUGAAUCAACCCUUCCCUAUUACACCAUGAAUAUAAAUCGAAAGGCCCUGUCUAAAUCUCCAGAUUCACUCUUUCUCCCAAACAAAAAGAAAUUAAAAAAACCGCAAAAAUUUUAAAAAGAAAAUCUCUUUCCUUCCUUGAUGGUGCUAACGUGCGCGGUUGUACUAGCGGCGCUGGUUUAACGUUCGCCGCCUGAGAUGUCGCCAGGGGCUUCAAGAACAACGGUUGUGAUAAGAAUCUCACGAUACAGGAAAGGUCAGUGGAGGUGAAAUUUGUUUAAAUCAGACGUUCCCGUAUUUUUGGGGUGGGACCCAACCGGGAAAAAGGGAAAAAAAAGGAGAAGAAAUGGAUGGCCUAAAGAGCCAGGCGAAGCUAACACGAAUGCAGUCGUCGUUGCUCCGUUCAUCGCCAACCGUCCGAUCGUCCAUACAGAGUAUGUCUUCCAUCACUGAAGAUGACUUUAGGAAAGAACAAGAAGAAAAAGACGACUACCAGCAUCCAGAGUCGUUACUAAAAGAUAAGAAAAAAAAGAAACCGCCACCAAAGAAGUCAUGUUCGAUGUCACCGAGGAUUACUCCGGUUCGGUUCAACCCGGUUUUCGCCAUGGCCUCAGUCUCUUUCUUCACUUUUUUCUCUUUCAUCUUCUUUUGCUUUUAUCUUAAAAGAGAAGAAAUUCCCACAUCGGAAAACCUCUUGUUAGCCUUAAUCUUCGUCGCUAUUACCCUUUUUAUCGCUUCGAAAAACAAAGCUUUAAUCAACCAAGGCAUUGCUUGUUUCAAAGAAAGACUCCACCUUUCAAAACCCAAUUCGAAGCCUGUUCAAUGGUUCAUUGGAGAAACCAAAUGUAACAAAAACAACAAAGAAAAAGAAAGACUUCAGCUGGCUGUAAGAGAAGGGGUGGAGUUUUAUAGCAAUGGGGAUUUUUAUGAAGGUGAAUUUCAUAAGGGAAAAUGUAAUGGGAGUGGGGUUUAUAACUAUUUCGUGAAUGGGAGAUAUGAAGGAGAUUGGGUAGAAGGGAGAUAUGAUGGGUAUGGAGUGGAGAGCUGGAGUAGAGGGAGUAGAUAUAGAGGCCAAUAUAGACAGGGUUUAAGGCAUGGAUUUGGGGUUUAUAGGUUUUAUACAGGGGAUUCUUAUUCUGGUGAAUGGUGUAAUGGACAGAGUCAUGGUGUUGGUGUUCAGACUUGCGCUGAUGGGAGUUGCUAUGUUGGGGAAUUCAAGUCUGGGGUUAAACAUGGACUUGGCUACUAUCAUUUCAGGAACGGAGAUAAAUAUGCUGGAGAGUAUUUUGGAGACAAAAUGCAUGGAUUUGGCGUUUAUCACUUUGCCAACGGUCACUGUUAUGAGGGAUCGUGGCAUGAAGGUCGAAAGCAAGGAUAUGGCUUGUAUACUUUCCGGAGUGGUGACAAGAGAUGUGGUGAGUGGGAUUCCGGCACCCUUAAAACCCCUCUACCCCCGGUUACUGAUGCUAUCCUUCGAGCAGUUCAGGCUGCUAGAAAAACAGCAGCUAAUGCUAUUAACCUUCGCCGGGUGGAUGAACAAGUGAACAAGACAGUCCUGGCUGCAAAUAGGGCGGCAACUGCUGCUAGGGUAGCCGCAGUCAGAGCUGUUCAGAACAGUAUGGAUGGCAAAUUUUGUGAUACAGAUGUCUUAAGAGAUUAGUUUUGCCUGAAAACGUUUUUUUUUUAAAUUAAUUUUAUGUACUUGAAGAGGUCACCCUGGUGAGCAAAAGCUCAUUGGAGGUUGAGAGAUUAUAUUUGAGGUUUCAUUGGCAAAUGUAACUUGUACAUAACUCUUGUAUAUGAAUGGAAGAUCAGUUUUCAGCAGGUUUAUAUCA